This is a messenger RNA of Perca flavescens (yellow perch), 966 nucleotides long. RefSeq names its product olfactory receptor 2AT4-like. The transcript has a single exon. Gene Ontology annotation, biological process: G protein-coupled receptor signaling pathway. The coding region runs from base 1 to 966 and encodes 321 amino acids. NCBI's taxonomy places the organism in Eukaryota, Metazoa, Chordata, Actinopteri, Perciformes, Percidae. The record is from RefSeq and is a predicted model, not a curated record. Gene Ontology annotation, molecular function: olfactory receptor activity; G protein-coupled receptor activity. Gene Ontology annotation, cellular component: plasma membrane.
AUGUUCUACACUAAUGUAACAAGGAUUAAAAAUUUCUUCAUCCUGGGAUUUCCUGGACUUUCACAGGAGUAUUAUGGACCUGUGUCAGCCCUGCUUUUGGUUCUCUUCUUGGCUAUAGCUGUAGGAAAUAUUUUUAUUUUAGUGUUUGUUAGAUGUGAGAGGUCUCUUCACAAACCCACAUAUCUGAUAUUUUGCCACUUGGCACUAACUGACUUAAUGUUUGGGACUGUUACUCUGCCAAAGAUUAUAUCAAAAUAUUGGUUUGGUGACAGCAUUAUUUCAUUUUAUGGAUGCUUUGUACAAAUGUACUUUGUUCAUUUUUUGGGGGCAUCUCAUUCUUUCAUCCUGAUGGUGAUGGCCCUUGAUCGCUUUAUUGCAAUUUGUGCUCCACUGCGUUACACAGCUCUUUUCACAAACAACACUGUUUCUGUGCUUUGUGGAAUAUCAUGGAUUUUGCCAAUGUCGUGGAUGGUGGGUAUAGUUGUAGAUACUCUGAGAUUGCCUUACUGUAAUUCAAACAUAAUUAUACAUUGCUUUUGUGACCAUAUAGCAAUAACAGUGCUUGGAUGUGAGAACGUCCGAGAAGUUCAGGUAGUUGCAUUUGGUAUGGCCAUGUUCACUUUGAUAUUGCCUCUGGGUUUUAUUAUCUUCUCUUAUUUUGUCAUCAUUGUUGCAGUUAUGAGAAUGACCAGUUCUAAUAGCAGCCGCAUGUUGGCUCUGUCUACCUGCUUGCCACAGAUUCUCAUCACAUUUCUCUAUUACAUGCCAAGAUGCUUUGUGUACCUGGCAAAUUUUGUAGGAUUUACAUUCAGUGUCCCAGUUCGCAUAGUUGUUGUAAUGCUGUACAGUAUUUUACCUGCUGCUAUUAACCCAUUAAUAUACUGUUUCAAAACCAAGGAUAUCAAAGAACACUUGAAAAAGAAAUUAGUUACUAGGAAAAUUAAUAGCAGCACAACAACUGGAUGA